AUGCCAGACCAAAAUGAGACGCGGCUCUUCAGCCUUUGCAAAUUCGCUUUUGUCCCGUGUAAGGAAUUAAAUCAGAGCGUGAUCGACGAGCUCACGCAGACUGUCAUUAAGUAUGGCGGCAAAGUCGAGACUGAGCCAGACCGACCGCUGGUCGAAAUUGAAGACUUAACUCACAUCAUCGCUACCUCGAUCGAGUUUGAAGCGUACACGGAAGCGACAGCAAGAAUGAUUCCUGUCAUUAAGCCUAAGUGGAUCUCAGCGUCCCUGGCAAAGGGAAAACAAGCCCAGAUACGCCCUUUUACACCAGACCCUCGAAUGAUCUUCUCUGACGUGGUACUGUCGUGCGCCGAUAUACCUUCUACUGACAAGGAGGCAAUCAUCGGUGCUACAAUGGCAAUGGGCGGAAUGGACUCGGACAACGUCACGAAGCUGACCACACACAUCUGCGCACUGUCCAUGAACCAUCCGAAAUGUCAGUUGGCCCAGAGCAAGAAGCUGAAGUGCAAGAUAGUCCUCCCUCAUUGGUUUGAUGACUGCUUCAAGUUGGGAAAGCGUAUUUCUGAAGAGCCGUAUUGUUUGCCUAAGCCCGAGAUACAGCACGCCAAUCCCGAAGACCCGGUUAGAGUACCAUCGAGCCAACAUCUUGAGGGUGCUACUUCUGCUCGCCCGGAUUACAUGCCCAAUCCUUCUCCAGACGCCGGAGAGGGCCGUCCUACCCUAACUGUGUUUAAGGGCAAGUCGAUUAUGUUGUCGGCAGACUUAUCGAUCAGAGAUCGUCUUAGGGAAAUCCUGAAGGGAUUGAUCCUGAACGGCGGAGGCCAGAUGACUGAUGACGUUGAUGCUUGCGACUGGUACAUCUGCCAAUAUCGCGAGGGACCGCAGUAUAUACGCGCCUCUCAGACCGGCAAGGAAGUUGGGAACCUAUCUUGGUUGUACCAUCUCAUUACCCGCAACCAGUGGACGUCUCCUAUCAUGCGACUUCUUCAUUACCCUAUCCCACGUGACGGGAUCCCGGGGUUUAAGGGGAAGAAGAUUACGGUGUCUAACUACGGAGGUGAGGCCCGUAUAUACCUGGAAAAUCUGAUCGUCGCUACUGGUGCGGAGUUCACAAAGACCAUGAAGGCCGACAACACACAUCUGAUCUCUGCCCGAAAAGUUGGCGAAAAGUGCGAGGCCGCUAAGGACUGGAACAUCGAGGUCAUCAACCACCUUUGGAUUGAGGAGAGUUACGCAAAAUGCGAAAUGCUACCAAUAUCGGGAGGCAAGUACGAUUGCUUCCCAGACCGCACAAACCUUGGAGAGGUCAUCGGCAAAACAUCCUUCGAUAGGACGAAACUGCGAGAGCUGUAUUUUCCGGGUGGGCAAGAGAAUCCUAGUUCGCCGCCUACUUCACUGCCUACACGCAAGCGUAAGAUAUUGGACAUGGCCGACGAAAAUUCAGUUCCAGAUGGCCCAGCCGAAGGUGUUGUAAUCGGCCGUCAAGCUCAUAAGCAGUUCGAUGUUAUGAAGGAUACUGAAGACGGCUAUGCAGAGAAGACGGCCGACGUCUUUGGAGUACCUGCACCGACAAAGCGUCGCGCUGUAACGGGCCAGUUCGCGACUCCGGCUAAGGGUCGCCAUGUCCGGACUGGCAAAGAGAACGAGACUCCUUCUACAGUCUCUUCAUCAAGCCGGAGUGCAAAAGACAAAGCACUGAACAGACUAUCGGUUCUUGCUCCCGAUAUACAGUUGUACGAGAAGGAAAAGAAACGUGGGCUCAAGGACGGUCACGGACUCUGGGGAGGUAAGCGGGCAGCUGAUCACAUCGACCGAGAGCACCUCAAUCGCCGCAGCGUUUCGAGCCCGGUCACAGCAAGCGAAGAGAAAGAGGCCAAGACGGAGAAGCGACCGGCGAAGAAAGCGAGGCCUACUUUACCGGAGGUCAAUAUGCGAGUAGUGCUCACUGGAUUCCAGCGAUGGGUUAACGAUAAACAUCGCGAGGAUGCUGACCGCAAGAAGCUACGUGACCUCGGUAUCGCUGUCGUGCCAGACGGACAGACAUGCGAUUAUCUUGUAGCCCCCCAUUUGGUUCGGACAGUCAAAUUCCUUCGCAAUCUAUCGAAGGGUGCCACCAUCGUGUCUUCGAGCUGGAUCGAGCAGUGCCUUGAUCAGAAAGAGCUCUUAGACCCGCAGGAUUUCAUUCUGAAGGACAGAGAGAACGAGGAGAAGUUUGGCAUUAAGUUAUCCACCUCGGUGCGCAGGGCUCGCCAGAAUGCGGGCAAACUCCUCUGGAAUACGCCUAUCUACUGCACGAACAAUAUCAAGAACGGACCGGAUGGUUAUCGAUUUAUUGCCGAAGCCAAUGGCGCUCUCUUCAUGAUGUAUGGCGCAAGAAGCGGUACAACGAUCAAGCCUACCAAGCCUGAGGAUGACGAAGGUGGACCGGACCCGGUGUACCUGCUAAGCAACACGAGUCCGGAAGAGAAGAGACUAUGGAAGAAGUUUGAGGAUAUGGCGCGAAACGGCAACAUGGAGCCGCGCAUCGUUGCCGCCGAUUGGCUGUUGGACGUGGUAAUGAAUCAGGAGGUUAUGUUCGACGAGAAGUACCUGGUGACGAAUUUCUUUACUUGA
Molecule: messenger RNA, 2610 nt
Organism: Annulohypoxylon truncatum
Lineage: Eukaryota; Fungi; Ascomycota; Sordariomycetes; Xylariales; Hypoxylaceae
Product: BRCT domain-containing protein
Exons: 4
Coding region: 1-2610 (869 amino acids)
Biological process (GO): DNA double-strand break attachment to nuclear envelope; double-strand break repair
Cellular component (GO): Cul8-RING ubiquitin ligase complex; nucleus
Source: RefSeq, a predicted model, not a curated record